Molecule: messenger RNA, 858 nt
Organism: Priceomyces carsonii
Lineage: Eukaryota; Fungi; Ascomycota; Pichiomycetes; Serinales; Debaryomycetaceae
Exons: 1
Coding region: 1-858 (285 amino acids)
Cellular component (GO): nucleus; cytoplasm
Molecular function (GO): heat shock protein binding
Source: RefSeq, a predicted model, not a curated record
AUGGCUGUGGUGUUUCCUGAGAUUGAUCCAUAUGAAAUCUUAGAGGUUUCAAAGGAAUCGACACCUAUCGAUAUUAAGAAAUCUUUUAAAAGGUUAUGUCUAAAGCAUCAUCCAGAUAAGAUCCAACAGCAAAAAGCACAAGCUAACAAUGAUAGUGAUUACUUUGCUAAAGUUCAGUUUUCAUAUUCCAUCUUGAGCGAUCCCAUCAAACGGCAACGGUUUGAUUCAACAGGAUCGUUAAAUGAUGUGGAUGUCGAUGACGAAUUUAACUGGAAAGAGUAUUUCGAAUCGAUUAACAAUCACAUAACUAUUGAGAUGAUUGAUGAAGAUAGGGUGAAGUACCAGAAUUCAGAGGAAGAGAGAAGCGAUAUACUUUCAAACUUUGUAUAUUACGAGGGCGACUUUUUAAAGCUUUUUGAAGUUAUUCCUCAUCUAGAGUUUGACGAACAGCAAGAAGAUAGGGUAUUCAAGUGCAUCGAGAUUGAGCUUGGUAAAAAGCAAUUUGCAGAUUCGUUGGAUCCACAGACAUUGAAAGCAUGGGACAGAUAUAGACGACUUAGAAAGACAAAAGUCAAACAAAUGUUGAAAAAGUUGGCUAAAGAAGCAAAGGAGGCUGACAAAUUGGCCAGCUCUCUCAAGCUUAAGGGGAAACGGAAUAUCAGUAGCGAGUCUGACUUGAAACUGAUCAUACAAUCAAGGCAGUCUAAUAAUUUGGACUCAUUAAUCAAUUCAUUGGAGGCAAAAUACGUGGACAAAAAAGGCAAGAAAAGAGCCAACAGAGACCUAAGUGAUGACGAGUUUGAGCGCAUACAAAAGGAUUUAAUGAAUCAAUCAAAGCGUAAAAGAUCAAAGAGCUGA